Messenger RNA from Oryctolagus cuniculus (rabbit), 1980 nucleotides. RefSeq names its product heterogeneous nuclear ribonucleoprotein A0 (gene HNRNPA0). Gene Ontology annotation, cellular component: catalytic step 2 spliceosome. The record is from RefSeq and is a predicted model, not a curated record. Gene Ontology annotation, biological process: mRNA splicing, via spliceosome. Gene Ontology annotation, molecular function: mRNA 3'-UTR binding. NCBI's taxonomy places the organism in Eukaryota, Metazoa, Chordata, Mammalia, Lagomorpha, Leporidae.
UCGGAAAUGAAUGCGGAGGGUCGCGGAGGGCAGGGCAGGUCCGUUGCCAGGGCGCGCCGAGGCGCCCGGCAGUGACAGAUGGACAGCAGCAGACGUGGGCGCGCCCGCCGGGGCCGAGGGCUUGAAUGGACCGCGGCGGGCGGGGAGUCGGUGGUUGAGUCCGGCGCUGCGGCGCGGUAGGCGGGACCAAGAGGAGCGAGGCGGGGAUUGGCGGGCGGCCCUAGGCUACCGUGCGUCGGCGGUGACGCACGCCGCGGGGAGGGUACGCGCGCGUUCAGCGGCCUCUUUGUGUGGUGCCCAGAUAGGGGAGCGGAGGUGGCGGCGGUGGCGGCAGGGGCGGCCUUGGGUGCUCGCCCGUCUCCCCGGCGCGCCCUCCUCGCCCGCACCGCUCCCCUCCCUCCCCCUCCUCUUCUCCUUCCCUCCCCUCCCCUCCCCUUCCCCGCCGGUGUCCGGCGGGGGCGGCUCCAGCGACGGCUGGGCCCCAGUUGUGAAGAAGCCUCGGCGACAGAUAACGGCGACGGCGAAACCUCGGGGCUCGCGGGGCGGGGGCAAGGCCCGGGCCGUGGAGAUGGAGAAUUCCCAGCUGUGUAAGCUCUUCAUCGGUGGCCUCAACGUGCAGACGAGUGAGUCGGGCCUGCGCGGCCACUUCGAGGCCUUUGGGACCUUGACGGACUGCGUGGUGGUGGUGAACCCCCAGACGAAGCGCUCCCGGUGCUUUGGCUUCGUGACCUACUCGAAUGUGGAGGAGGCGGAUGCCGCCAUGGCCGCGUCGCCGCAUGCCGUGGACGGCAACACGGUGGAGCUGAAGCGGGCCGUGUCCCGCGAGGAUUCGGCGCGGCCCGGUGCCCACGCCAAGGUGAAGAAGCUCUUUGUCGGGGGCCUGAAGGGAGACGUGGCCGAGGGCGACCUGAUCGAGCACUUCUCGCAGUUCGGCGCCGUGGAAAAGGCCGAGAUCAUCGCCGACAAGCAGUCGGGCAAGAAGCGCGGCUUCGGCUUCGUGUAUUUUCAGAACCACGACGCGGCGGAUAAGGCCGCGGUGGUCAAGUUCCAUCCCAUCCAGGGCCAUCGCGUGGAGGUGAAGAAGGCCGUCCCCAAGGAGGACAUCCACUCCGGCGGGGGCGGCGGCGGCUCCCGGUCGUCCCGGGGCGGCCGGGGCGGCCGGGGGCGCGGCGGGGGGCGAGACCAGAACGGCCUGGCCAAGGGCGGCGGCGGCGGCUACAACAGCUACGGGGGCUACGGCGGGGGCGGCUACGGGGGCUACGGCGGCGGCGGGGGCGGCUCGUCGUACGGGGGCAGCGACUACGGUAACGGCUUCGGCGGCUUCGGCAGCUACAGCCAGCACCAGUCUUCGUACGGGCCCAUGAAGAGCGGCGGCGGCGGCGGCGGCUGGGGCGGUCGCAGUAACAGCGGACCUUACAGAGGCGGCUACGGCGGUGGGGGCGGCUACGGAGGCGGCUCCUUCUGAGAAGCUGGAAAUGCCUGGGAGCGGCUGCAGGGGCGGCCCUGAAACAUGCCGAGUGGGGUCCACUCCUGAGGCCCGUACUCCUCCACCGCCUUCCCCAUUUUGCCCUUGGGGGAGCCGCUGAGGCUGCUUACCCUUGGGAGUGUCCCCCUGUUUACCUGGCACCUCUCGACCCUCCCUCUGAAGAUGGACUAGACCCCCCCCCCCUACAUUUUUGUGUUACAGUCAUUGAUGGACUCUAUUUUUUUAUUAUUACUUGGAACUUGGUCGUUUUUAUACUAGCAAGAUGUCUUGUUUUAAUUUGUGUUUUUUGGGGGGGAGGGAGUGAAUUUGCUCAUUCUGUAGCAAAACCCGGGCGGGUGUUUGGGAGGGGGAGUAGUUUACUUUGUUGUAAGGACUUGAUACCUGGCUACAGCGUUUUCUAUGAUCUACUUGGAUCCCAUGCCUGAAAUUUGGAAGCAUAUGUACAAAAAUCAUUUUUACGUUUUAUUUUUAAUAAAUCAUUGUGUUUGACCGUA